AUGCAAAGCUCACUACUUCCAAUGGUCACCCAAAAAGGCCGGUUUUUCUCAUUUUCCAAAUCUUGUAUCUUUUGUUUCCGGUAAUUUCACUAAAACAGACUGAUUGAGGCGAAAAAAUCUGCUACCAAAUUUUUUUCAAUAAAAACUCUAUGAAAGGUCAUUUUCUUUUUUAUAGUUCCAGAUUUUUUAGUGUUCUACUUUUUGUGACAAACAGGUUGAAUUUUUUUCCGAGCUAUUGGUGAAAAAAAUGAUGUGGAUUUAUAAAAAGCGCUCAAGUUCAGAAUGUAUCAUUUUAAAGCAAAAUAAUAUCUCGUCGAAAUUUUCAUUUAUCCAAUAAUAUUGAUUUUGAAAAGGUUUCUCUCUUUGUACGCUUACCAAUAGAAAACGAUCACUUUCAGCUAAUUAUUUUCUCAUUAAAAAUUGAAAUAUAAAGCCCUCAAUAUUCUAAAAAUUUUUUUAGUUCCAGAAAAACAUACCAUUAAAUUUUUCAAGAAAGUUAUCGUCUCUUGUUAAAUCGGUUCCGAAAUCAGAUAUUGUGAGUCAAAAAUUAAGUAUUUGUCGUCAUUUAUUUCCAGCUGUGAAAGGGAAUUUUACAACCAGUGAGUAUGAAACAGUUUUAUUUAUUGACACACAGGAUCAAGCAAAUAUUUUAUAUUUCUCGCCGUUCAAAAAAAAUUUCUUAUUCGAAUCCUGGCCAAAAGUUUUAUUCUCGAAGCGUUGGCUAAGAAAAAUCUUUUUGUCAAAGUAAAGAGCUAAAAAUAACCAUCCCGCAUUGAACGUUGACUCAUAAUGAUCGUUUUGCUCCUCUUUCCGAUAUGCAAAAACCGUUUUUUCUACGAGAUCGCGAGGAUGUCGCUUUGUUUUUGUUCUCUUUGGCGCCACCCACUCGCCGGAAAAAAAAUUAUUCAUCUUUUGGCUGUCGAAAGUCAUAAGACUAUCAGUCAUAAUAUUAUCCAAGCUUCAUUAUUCGCUCUGUCCAACUGUCAACUUGAAUAAUGUCUUGUCGAGGUUGUACCAAGAUUUCCUUCUGGUUUGUAACUUUUUGUUCAUGUUUUGCCUUUUUUGCUUGUUUUAUUUCAAGUAAAUCAUUGAUUUCUAGCUCUUGCCCUCAGCAUCGGUUCUUCGGAGCGGCUCUUCACGCGGUCAGAAAAGGCGUUAUCAAGCGAGCAACUCUCCAGAAGAAGGCUCAGAAAUCAUCGCGUUAUAGUCCUUGGUUGAUCCGGUCAACAUCAACUACACAGCAGCUCGGAAAAAAGUCAGAAUUCGAGAAACCUCGGAAGACAGGUUUUAUCAUUCUACAGUCCAUAGACCAGCAUCAUUUUCAAGAAAAGUCUCGAAAAAGAACUGAGAAGGAAGUUGCGAAGCGAUCGUCUACUGAAGGACGCGGAAAACCGUCGAUCCUCAAAGAUUAUCACAAGCCAUUAUUUUCUGGAGAAUCUGAGCAGCAGCCGACCUUUGAAUCCGGCAAGAAGCCAACUUCGCAGGAAGAACGAUCUACUGCAGGGUUUAACGAGGAAAAGAAGCUCCUCGGUGCGGCGCGAAGGAAGAAUUUCUCCCCGGUACGCAGCUCUCAUUCUUUUCCCUGCGGAUAUAAUUUCUAAGUACUCCAAUUCAUCAAUUAUGCAAUUUAUUUAGAAAAAAUAUCUUCCGACCUCUGAGCGGAACGAGCCGGCAAACGGAAAAACCACUACCGGAUCUACCGAAAAGAAGGAACCUAUUGGUGCGGCCCGUAGGAAGAACUUCUAUCCGGUAGGCAGUUUAAUUUCAUUAUUCCGUUUAAAAAUAGGCAGGAUAAUCUGCUUUAACGAAAAAUUUCAUUCGAUUGCGAAACGAGAUAGCGGGUAGUUUAUACCAUUCUCACAUGACUCAGCUUGGCGCCGGCAAUAAUCUCAAUCGGCACAUUCGUUAUUCAAAACACUCGAAAAGUUUUUUUUCCAUCAUUCUUUUUGUAAAAUAAUGAAUCAGUUUGGAGGGACUAGAAACAAUAACGAAGUGAAGAUUUUUGGAAAGUUGAUAGAAAGAGAAAAGGUUUUUUCCAAUUUUUGAAUUUUAUUUUUGAAAGUUCUGCAAAGGCUCUCUCUCUAGAUUACUAAGGGAAGAUCUUCUAAUUUUUUCCUCAGCGAGUUUGUGUGAAGAACUACAAAGAGUCUUUUCCCUAAAACUACAACUUUGAGGAGUGUUGUGCAUGAGAAGCCGCCAAAGCUUUUCGAAAGUUAGAUACGUCAAUAAAAUACCUCCUUGAUGACUUUGAUUUAAAAAUUCUUAAUCGUCUUAUCCCAAGUUUCAUGUAGAAAAAGUCGCAUCCAACUCCAAUUGACGGGAGCGAGCCGGCAAACGAAGAGACCACCACAGCUUCCACCGAAAAGCCCAUUGGUGCGGCCCGAAGGAAGAACUUCUGCCCGGUACGCAAUUUGGAUUCGUUCUUCCCCUAG
This is a messenger RNA of Caenorhabditis auriculariae, 2432 nucleotides long. Lineage: Eukaryota; Metazoa; Nematoda; Chromadorea; Rhabditida; Rhabditidae. The record is from the annotation of a GenBank genome assembly.